Misgurnus anguillicaudatus (oriental weatherfish) is the source of this 5592-nucleotide messenger RNA. The record is from RefSeq and is a predicted model, not a curated record. NCBI's taxonomy places the organism in Eukaryota, Metazoa, Chordata, Actinopteri, Cypriniformes, Cobitidae.
CAAACUACAGUCGAGCAAUGUCAACACAUGAUCUUAAGUUACAGCAGUCACCUCGUCAACGUGAAGAGAAAGCAAGCGUGGCUUGUGUCGUCUCAAAUCAGGACAGAUAUUACACGCGCACCAACAAAGCACAUUUUCAGAAUGUAAGCAAGCAUGAGAAGUUACUUCCUGCACCAUCGGCCCAACGCAUCCACAAUAAAAAGGAAUCUGAAUCCAAAACUACUGCCAACACUGUGUCACAGCAUUUAACAGGCCAGCAAACAAGUAGCAAAGAUUUGCAGAUCAAGAAGAUCAUACUACUCAAGCCUGACAAAGACUCCAGCAAGAUAUCUGAAGAUCAAAGGGAAUCUGUGAGAAUCACGACUGUUAUCUCUCUAAGUUGUCCUCCCAAAAGAAAUAAAAAAGACAUUGGAGAGGACAUAGAAGAAACACGGCAGAAUGAUACUGACAUUGACACACAUGAAACGGCAAGAAAAACAGCUUAUCAACACUACACAGAGCUAAAGGACAAUUUUUCAAAAGCAGAGACCUGUAGUGAAUUAUUCCAGGACGGGGAUGGGCCAAAAGCACCUUUUGAUGAAGACAGCUUUUCCACUUGGCAAAGUCAACAUGGAUAUACCACAACUAAACAGGGACGAGACACAGGAAUACUGCACAACAUAGGGCUUUGUGAACAAACAAUAAAAGCCCACGACUCACAAAGACACUGUACUCAAUCUGUUUGUAUGAUACAAACAGAAGUCAGCAAGGGAACAAAUCCAAAAAAGGACUGUAGAGAACAUGUUUCAACAACUUCACAGAACCACAGUAAUCUGACCUCACCUGGAAAGGACAGUGGUCUAAAAACAAGCACUGAGGUCUUUGCAUGUUUAUCAUUAGCCUCUUUUCACACAACUCUUUCUGAAAGCACCUCUGUGCCAGAACAAAAUCUUCUCAAUCCUUCCUCAACUAUGUUAGCAUCUGCCAUGGUCUCAGUUCUUGCAUCACCUUGGAGUGGCCGUGUAGGAAGACCUAAACAAGGUGGCAAUGAGGUAGAGCACGAACCCCAGGAUUGCAGACAAAACGCCAACCAAGAACGCCGACAACAGUUGUUCAUUGCCUCCCAGAGACAACAAGCUGAACGUAUGUUGCAAGAGUCCAAUGACAAUGAGAGGCAAUUGCCUGCUAGAACCAGUCACAUUUCUCCAGAAUGGCAAAAAGAGAACAGUUCCCCAAAUAUCACAACUACAGUUCAGUCAAAAAGAGCCGUUAUGAAAUCUUCCUCUACGGACACAUAUAGAGCCACAAUGUACAACAGUGCAGAUCUACACCGUGUUUCCACACAUCUGGACAGUGGUCAGGUACCCAAGUCACCCCAUUCUGAGGAAUAUGGAGAAUACAGAAUGUCAAAAACUAAAGCUCAAAAUGAGCCUUUCAAAUCAUUGAGCUCCAUGCCAACAACAAGCAGCCUACUUCUCUCAUUGAGGAGGGCAAAUUUGAGAAGGCUUCAUGCUGAGACAACACAGAUGGAGACUCCGAUAACUACGCAUGUCAGGUCCCUUACAUUGCCAAGUAGAUGUAUAGGGAAGAACGCUCAAUCGUAUUCCUCUUCUUCUACUCCUGAUGACCAAGUUGGGGAUACAAUAGUGUCAUACUCAUUUCUGGACACUGCUUCAAAAACAGAGGAAAUAUCAGACACAAGUCCUUUUCCUUUCUCUUCCAGAGGUAAGAGAGUAGUGACAAGGACACCACUGUUUCAAAACAAAACAGAGACAGAGAUUUCAAAGAACCCAGAGACUUUCAUCACUAAAACUGUGGAGCAGCAAUUUCCCAACAUCAAAACCAAAUCUAGCCCACUUGAGAUCCUCAAACCUCAGCCUUAUUCUUAUUCCUCAAUUCCUUUGAAGAAGUAUUCCAGUACUGAGGGUGGAGAUCAAGUGGAUCUAAGUAUUGCUUACAGUACAAACCAGCAAAACAAUAUUAACAAUAAUCAGGACACAUCCCAAAUUUCUAAAACAAAUUCAAAUAUGGAUGUUUCACAAACUGGCUUUAAUGGUAGAGACUUAAAAUCACAAAGCAAACAAAAUAUACCACGCAGCAACUCUAUGAGUACAAGAACCUUCACAGACAAUCUUAACUUCUCACCCAGGAAAGGAAACUUUUCUGUUGAUGGAAUUAACACAAAAAAUGGAGGGCAUAUCAUUUUGGACUCGGAGAAUAAAUCUUCUCCGUCAAGUCAAAGCCCGAUGGAUCUGUCAAGUCCUCUUUCUCCAAGAAGGCCUUUGAGAGACUUCCGUGUUCCGAGCAUCUAUUCAUACCUACGAGAGUCCAGCCCAGCUGUAUCCUCCCCUAGUUCCCCUUUUACUCCUUUCUCCCACAUACAGAGAGCUGAAAGUUCUUCCUCUCCUAUGCAAGGUGGAGGCGAAAUACUGCAGAGUGACAGAAAACCCCCUCCUUCAAGAUUUUCUUUUGACGUCAGCCCACUUGAGCCACCUGCACAAUCAUUAAAGAAAGGUUCCUCCAGUUCUCUUAUAGGCCCAGCUCAAUCUCUGCCUCCUGAUUUUGGAAGAAAAUCAGCACCCCGUCUUAGCACUUCUCCGUAUUCUACACUCAUCUCCUCCAGACAUGCACUCAACAGCACUUUACAGGGACUGCCCUCUCCACCUGAUCCCAAACCACAAGAUCAAUUUACAUUUGAUGAUGAUACUACAACCAUAUAUGUUUACCCCAUAAAAAAUACCCCAAAAGGGUCUGCCAAGUACAAAAGCAUACUAAAGAAACCAAAGGAACAGCUAGGUUCUCCUGACAGAGAACAGAAGACAAGCACAGUAAACACUACUCAGGCUUAUUCAGAAGCUCUAGAUAAUGAGAGACCUGCCCAGCCAUACCUUUCACAAACUUUACCAAAUGCAAGUUUUGUCAUGGAAAGCCAAAGUGCAAAUAUAACCACACACCCAAGACAGCAAAACACAUGUCUUCUUGAGGAACAUAAUGGCUCAAUGACGGUUCAGCUUAAUAAGGAUAACUCUUACCCUAAGCAAACACUAAGUCCAAAAGAGAAUGCGGUAACAGCAGAAAUUGCAAAAGAUUUGCACGUGCAUGAGAGAUUGCAGGAAAUUCCUAAUUCAAAGAAAGGUCUCUUUGCAUUACGCUCUAAGAAAGACAGCGUCUUCACUUCGGACUCUGUGGCAGACAAAGAUGUUGUUACUACUCAGUAUUUUAAAACCAAACGAAAUUUACCAGUAUUUAAAACAGGCAGCAGGAUUGAGCAGAUGUUAAAUCGAUUGAAGCAGACAUUUAGUGGCAAACGCUCAGACAACACUGUUGACCCAAAAAUUGGUAAUACUGUGACUCAGACAUCCUUACACACUGAGACUUUUGAAAGAGAUAAGAAAGAGGAGAGAAGAUCUUCUGAGAGCCAAUGGAAACCUUCUCCAAUUAAUGAGAAAGCAUUGAAAUCAUUGUCAACAUCAGCAUUAAUGAAAACUGAGAAUACACUGAAUACAAAAGUGCUACCAAGGGUUCAAGAUGAAAAGAAGCAUUUUGGGGGCCAGUGGGAGGUCAACCACCCAAACACAUUGGGGACCACUGAUAAAGCACCUUUAUCUUCUUCUGAGGCAUUGUCACCAUUAACAUUUAGGAUAAUAGAGAAAACACUAGAUCUGGAUGGACAAAGCAGGAAUAACGGGGAAAAAACACAUUUUGGCAGCCAAUGGGAUGCCCAAAACUCAUCUCUGCCCGCUGACAAAGCAUCUUUACCUUCUUCAAAGUCAUUAUCACCAUUAACAUUUUGGAAAUCUGAGAAAAUACUAAAUUUGGAUGAACAAAGCAGGGUUAAGGGUGAUAAAAUGCGUUUUGGGAGCCAAAUGGAUGCCCCAAACUCACCUCUGAACAUUGAUAAAGCAUCUUUACCUUCUUCUGAGUCAUUAUCACCUUUUACAUUUAGAAAAACUGAGAAUACACUGAAUGUGCAGCGGCAAAAAGGGUGGAGUGAUGAAAAUGGAAAACAAUCUUACAGCAGCAAUCUGCACUGGCAAAAGUCCCAUUUAAGGAACCGCUCUGCCACGUUACCACAUUACAGAAGUUCCUCUAUUGGUCCCCCAUCACCUUUUAAUUUGUUUGACGAUGACCCCGAAGACGUUCAGAAUGACAGCGUGUUUUAUAGUCCAGUGAGCAAAAAAAGUAAUUCGCUUUGCGAUUCUGACAACCUUUUUCAACUGAGCACUGCCAAGAGUCCUGUACGUCAAAACCUCAAAAGAUCUCAGUUGUCCUCAUCCUGUGUUAAUCUAAAGUAUGGUCUGAGUAAUGGCAGAUCAUUCUCAGUCAGCAGUGUGGUGUCAAGCCGCCCUUCAGGUCCAGGACGAAUUUCAACAAGUAGCGUCAGUGACCUCUCAAGUUUAGAUUCAAGAUUCGACUCUCCGUUUAAUAUAAGCUUUUCCCCUACCCAUGGUUCCAAAUCUGUCACCAAUAAUCAGUCCCAACCUGGAGGUACAGACCUUCGGAAUCCAGAUGAACAGGAUAACUCUUCCUGCUUCUGGGAUGAUGCAGACCCAACUCCACCUCCCUCACCACCUUUCUCUUCUUCCCGUCGCAUAUCCCAGGCUUACCCAGUUUCCCCCAUCCGGACAACUCCAGAUAGUCCUUCUCCUCGUAGACUUUUAUCAUCAAGGAGCUAUUCAACCAGCUUGCCUGUUUGUGAGGAGUCUGGAUCUGAUACGUCUGAGGAUGAGUACUAUCUUGAUAAUGGUGGUGAUGAUGACUUGGAAACAGAACUUUAGUAGAAAGUAUUAUAUGUUGUAAUUGUUCAGUUUGAUUACUUGUGUUGCAGUAACACUGGAUAUUUAAAAUGUUAUUUUGUGUGCACAGGAUCUUUCAUGACAAAUUCAUGAAAGCCAAAACAAGCAAAUCGAAAUUCUGAAACCAUACAGUAAUUACAUUCAUGAAUCCAUGUCUAAUAAAAUAACAAUGGUAUAAUUGUGCAUCUGAAAACGAAAGUAUUUUCCUGUGUAAUACAUAAAUAUCACAAUUACGCCCUUUUUAAAUCUCCAGUGCUUGCGUAUAACAAAGUUUGAUUUAAUUAUGAAUGCAUUUACAAUGCAAUGCAAUGUUGUUUUAGCACGUCUUUUGAUAUCUUUUGUAUCGAGUCUUUCAAAUAGGGAAUGAUCACGUCAUUGCUUUUGUAGAGGGCUGUCUGUUGAAGGUCAUAGGGUAUUUCAACGUGUUGUAAUUGGAAAGCACAGCGUGCCAGUCACAACAUUACUCUUUCAGACAUUGUAUACUUAGCAGCUUCACAGUGGAAGUGAACCACGACACAAAAUCACCAAACAAUGUAUAAAAAUAUCUCUGUCUGUCUGUGUAUGUUGGUUAACUUGGCUAAACAAUCCAUAAAUAAUGUUUCGAAACAUGUUUUAGUGAUGUGAUUAGAGAGGGGGUCUAGUUAAUCUAUUGCACGCACACACACACGGAUAGUUAAGUAAGCAUAAAUGUGUGUUUUUUUUAAGGUUGUUUUUAAUGUACUAGCUACUGUCAUAUUUAUAUUAAAUAAUUGCACGUAAUACAUGAAAUAUGUAAUAUAUUACAAAAUAGAGAAAAUGUAUAUGUUUUAUUUGAAAU